GCCUCCUUUCUCCUCUCCUCCGCCUCCCAUGCUGUCAGUCAGUGAAAGCUGCAAGCGGCCGGAAGCGCUGGGAAGAUGCAGCCAAGUGCACAGCAAGCAGCGGGUGCUGGAGGAUAGACUGCAUGAAGCGGACGGGAGAGCUGUGAAGGAGCAGCAGCUGGUGGUGCAGCAUCAUUUGCUGUCAUCCAGCAGAGAGGAGAUGGAUGGAGCUGCGCUAAAUCCCACCCUGGCAUGAGAAGAGGAGGAGAAGGGGGCUCCAUCCCUGCUGGAUGUGGGAGAAAGAGACAGAGGGGGAAACGCCUACACAUCUAGGAGAUCCAGACAUCUCUCCAUAGACUGCCUUCCUUGCUGGGCAGGAGCCAGUGCCAGGCGGCUGACGUUGGCACAAUAUUGUGUUUUUUUUGUUUUUUUUUUGGCUUUGCCUUCUAUGAAUCGGUGCAAAACUUUGCAGGAUCGGGCUGAUCGAGGCGCUGGAUGAGGCUUGGGCACGUCAGAGAGCCCUCCAGGUGACGUUCUUGCAUAGGACAGCGGGAGAUCCGCCUGGAGAAAGAACAUGGCCGCAGCCGGUGGCGUGGCCGCAACCUUGGCCAGCAAGACCAAGACCAAGAAGAAACACUUUGUGGCCCAAAAAGUCAAGUUGUUCCGGGCCAGUGACCCUCUUCUCAGCGUCCUGAUGUGGGGAGUCAACCACUCGAUCAAUGAGCUCAGCCAUGUCCAGAUCCCCAUCAUGCUGAUGCCGGACGACUUCAAGGCCUAUUCUAAAAUUAAGGUGGACAAUCACCUGUUUAACAAAGAAAACAUGCCUAGCCACUUUAAAUUUAAAGAAUAUUGUCCCAUGGUCUUCCGAAAUCUAAGGGAAAGGUUUGGGAUUGAUGAUCAAGAUUUUCAGAACUCCCUGACCAGAUACGCCCCUUUGGCUAACGACUCUCAGGCUCGCAGCGGAGCUAGGUUUCACACUUCUUGUGACAAGAGGUAUAUCAUCAAAACUAUUACAAGUGAAGACGUGGCUGAGAUGCACAACAUACUAAAGAAAUACCACCAGUUCAUCGUGGAAUGCCAUGGAAACACUCUUCUCCCACAAUUUUUGGGCAUGUACCGGCUAAACGUGGACGGCGUGGAGACGUAUAUGAUUGUCACGAGGAACGUGUUUAGCCAUCGGCUUUCUGUUUAUAGGAAAUACGACUUAAAGGGAUCCACUGUGGCACGGGAAGCCAGCGACAAAGAAAAGGCCAAAGAACUGCCAACAUACAAAGAUAAUGACUUCAUCAAUGAUGGUCAGAAAAUCUACAUUGAUGAGAACAACAAAAAGAUGUUCCGUGAGAAGCUAAAGAAGGAUGUAGAGUUUUUGUCCCAGUUGAAGCUUAUGGAUUACAGCCUCUUGGUGGGUAUCCACGAUGUGGAAAGAGCAGAGCAAGAGGAUGAAGAGAGUGAGGACAACGAUGGUGAAGAAGAAGGUGAAAGUGAUGGAAUGCAACCUAUUGGCACGCCACCAGACAGCCCUGGGAACACAUUAAACAGCACAAGGCCACUUCCUCCUGGAGAGUUUGACCCAACCAUUGAUGUGUAUGGAAUUAAAAGCCAUGAAAAUGCUCCCAGGAAGGAAGUGUACUUCAUGGCCAUUAUUGAUAUUUUAACUCACUAUGAUGCGAAGAAGAAAGCAGCACACGCAGCAAAAACUGUUAAACACGGGGCAGGUGCGGAGAUUUCCACUGUUAAUCCAGAACAGUAUUCUAAGCGCUUCUUGGACUUUAUUAACAACAUCCUGACGUAACGUCUUCUGACAUCAAGAGGGGACGAGACAUUGAUGCAAUAUGGGUGGAAAGACAGACAGACCGUGCUGUAACGUACGCUCACCAUGCAAAGACCCCCUGGCGACUUGCAUCUUCUGGCAAAGAUGACGUGUGUGGGGAGAUUACUAAUAUCCGUCGCUUCCUGGCAUAGUCCUAGUUAUUUUUUACUUUUUUUCAUGUUUUAAUCGAAGAAGGAAAUUUGAAUCCGCUUUACAAAGUUGCACAAAUGCAAAAAAAAAAAUAUAUAUAUAUAUAUAUAUAAUAAACAGACGCAAGCCACGUAAAUCAAGGGAUGGAGAGUACGGAAGCUACCAGUGAAAGGUGCAUGUGAAGUCGAUAUGAAGCCGUAAACUGUAGAUCAGUUUAUUUUAUUUUUAUUAGUUUUUUUUUUUUUUAUUAGGUUGUUGAGUCAGUAUUCAUUGCAGAUAAUACUAAAGGAAAGAGAGAAGAUCUGCAAAACAUCACCGGGGCACAUGCAGGAACCUUGGUGGCGGAGUCAUGAGAUUCGGGAUGGGAGCUAAUGUUUUCUUCACAGACGAGACUGUCUUUUGGGAGCGUCGAUGCCAUAAUGACCGUUUACAUGAGUCUUGACACUUUUGCCACAAUUAUCCGCACUUCACGUUAACAGGGAUUGCAUUGUCAUUUUUUCGGAAGUGUCGCCGUAUCCAUCCACUUAAAUGUUACCGAGAACCUAUUUGCUUGCAUAGUUUUAGACACGUACCAGUAACCUGUUGACUCUUCUAUAGCUUUCAAACAGGCGAGACCAUCCUGGAGAUCGAUGAGAACAACCGUUUACAUUUGUAACGCAAGGGCAUUUCACUUCAUGUUCUCCGUCUCUGAUAUUCAUGUCUGUAUCCAGUACGUUCAGUAGACUUUUUCAAUUUAUGUGUUACGAAAAAAAUACAGCAUCGAACAAUGAAGUGGAUUUGGUGUCCUGGCGAUUUUAAACAUCUUGAUAAGUUUGACAUUUUUGUCCUUUUUAAAGGUUUGCAAGGUCACGGAUCCCAGAUUUCUGUUACAAUAUUACCGGUGAAAAUGAAUAAAACACUUGAAAGCGUAUAAAAAAAAACUUUACCGAGGAC
This is a messenger RNA of Bufo bufo (common toad), 2872 nucleotides long. It is a transcript of the gene PIP4K2A, whose product is annotated as phosphatidylinositol-5-phosphate 4-kinase type 2 alpha. Gene Ontology annotation, molecular function: phosphatidylinositol kinase activity. The coding region runs from base 554 to 1771 and encodes 405 amino acids. The record is from RefSeq and is a predicted model, not a curated record. The transcript has 11 exons. NCBI's taxonomy places the organism in Eukaryota, Metazoa, Chordata, Amphibia, Anura, Bufonidae. Gene Ontology annotation, biological process: phosphatidylinositol metabolic process.